GUUGAUGAACGUUUCGGAACUCGGAACACCGAAAACCCGGAAGUAACUGCUUCCGUUUUCGAACGCACCUCAGAAGUCAAACUCCCGAGGCGGCUUCCGUAUUGAGUUUUUCGUAUUAAUUUUUCCAUUUUGAGGCUUCCGUAUUGCGUUUUCAGUUUUCGAACGUUUCGGAAAUUGGACAGUCUUCUGGAAUGGAUGACGUUCAUAAGCCAAAGCGUGUUCUUAAUGUUGUACACCGACCUGGGAUCUUCUGAUAAAAGGCGGUAAUGAAUGGAAUAAAUAAAAAUAUAACUCAAAUGAGGUUUGUGAUGCUGCUUUGAAAGGCGCAAGAGGCCCCACCAGAAGGAGAAAAAAGCAGCGUUCACUUACUGUGAAGAUGCCUGGCACAAUUCUUGGAGUUGGGCCAGGAGUAUUUAUCUUAGCGCUGCUCUGGGUACUGACCUUGCUGCUCUGCGUGUUGUUAUCCAGAGCUUCUGGACUCGCUAGGUUCUCUGUCAUUGUGGUUUUCUUAGCUGCUGUGAUCAUCACAUUAGUUCUGUUGCUUUUCCCUCGUGCCAGCGAGUUGCCUGCACCGGCUGCAGAAAUUAAGAUUGUCGACACCUUCUUUAUCGGCCGCUUCGUCCUGCUGUCCCUUCUCUGCGUGGUCUUCAUUGGGUGCCUCUUCAUGGUUUUGGUUCACUAUGUACUGCAACCAGUGUAUGCCAAGCCCUUGAGAACCCCUUCUGUUUGCAAAGGAGUAUAGGUUGGCUGUAUUGAUUCUGGUCCAUGUCAACUAUAGUAUUAGUAGCUGCUCUUUAGCUAGGACAACUUAUUAAAUAAAGAGACAUUUUUUCACAAUAAAAUUCCGAUUUGACUUUUAA
Podarcis raffonei (Aeolian wall lizard) is the source of this 860-nucleotide messenger RNA. It is a transcript of the gene TMEM218, whose product is annotated as transmembrane protein 218. The record is from RefSeq and is a predicted model, not a curated record. Bases 377 to 742 code for a protein of 121 amino acids. NCBI's taxonomy places the organism in Eukaryota, Metazoa, Chordata, Lepidosauria, Squamata, Lacertidae. The transcript has 5 exons.